Molecule: messenger RNA, 1074 nt
Organism: Quercus robur (English oak)
Lineage: Eukaryota; Viridiplantae; Streptophyta; Magnoliopsida; Fagales; Fagaceae
Product: chlorophyll a-b binding protein CP29.2, chloroplastic-like
Exons: 2
Coding region: 88-939 (283 amino acids)
Biological process (GO): photosynthesis, light harvesting in photosystem I; response to light stimulus
Cellular component (GO): plastoglobule; chloroplast thylakoid membrane; chloroplast envelope
Source: RefSeq, a predicted model, not a curated record
CCAACUCCUUCACCAACACACACACACACACACACACACACAGUCUCAGUCUCAGUCUCAACUCUCAAACCCAUCAGCCCGAAAUCCAUGGCUGCCACUGCUGCUACAUCCUCCUUCAUUGGAACAAGGCUCCCAGAAGUGUACUCAAACUCGGGUCGAAUCCAAGCACGGUUUGGAUUCGGGACCAAGAAAAGCCCACCAAAAAGACCCUCAAAGCCCAGUAACGAUCGUCCACUGUGGUACCCAGGAGCUAAAGCUCCAGAAUGGUUAGAUGGGAGCUUGGUUGGUGAUUAUGGGUUCGACCCAUUUGGGCUUGGCAAGCCAGCUGAGUACUUGCAAUAUGAAUUGGACUCGUUGGACCAGAACUUGGCUAAGAAUUUGGCUGGUGAGAUUAUUGGGACAAGGUCUGAGAUCGAAGACGUGAAGUCCACACCGUUUCAGCCAUACAGUGAGGUGUUUGGGCUGCAAAGGUUUAGGGAGUGUGAGCUCAUUCAUGGAAGGUGGGCUAUGUUGGCUACUCUUGGUGCUCUCACUGUCGAGUGGCUCACUGGAGUUACCUGGCAAGAUGCUGGAAAGGUGGAGCUGAUUGAAGGUUCAUCUUACCUUGGCCAACCACUUCCAUUUUCCAUAACCACAUUGAUAUGGAUUGAGGUUCUAGUCAUUGGAUACAUCGAGUUCCAAAGGAAUGGAGAGUUGGACCCUGAAAAGAGACUUUACCCUGGUGGAAAGUACUUUGAUCCUCUUGGCUUAGCCUCUGACCCAGAAAAGAAAGCCACUCUUCAAUUGGCAGAGAUCAAGCAUGCCCGUUUGGCCAUGGUUGCAUUCCUUGGCUUUGCUGUCCAAGCUGCUGUCACUGGAAAAGGUCCUCUCAACAAUUGGGCUACCCAUUUGAGUGACCCUCUCCACACUACCAUUAUUGAUGCAUUUACCUCCUCUUAAGUACCUAGUCUUACAAGUUACACCCUGCUUUCCUUGGACUGUAAACGUUUUACUUAGCUGAACUAUGAUUUGUACUUUAUGUUGUAAAAAUUUCAAGUGACAUUUAAUAGGCUAAGCAGAAUGUGUUAUUUCCAA